GACACCUGUUGCAGCCAGCAGGUCCUCUGGCUAAAGUUUGUAACAAGACCCGAUGAAACGCAUGACCGUAGUGUGUGUGUGUGUGUGUGUGUAACGUUACUUCAGCCAUGUCUCUGUCGUUUGUUGUAAACGGUUACACGAGGAAGUCGCUUCUGUUUGUACAGCAGCUCUUAUUUUACCGAGUGGUUGGGCUACUCGAGCUAUUGUAGCAUAUCAUCAGUGCCACUUGGUCAUUUAAGUUAUUGAAAGCAGUAGCGCAAGCCAUGAUGGUAGGCUAUUUGAAGCAUAUUGGCCCAAUUCGUGAAGUGUGUUUAAUUCUGCAGCCUACCUGCGAUGCAGGUGUCACUGAGGCUACUUCCGGUUCCUGAGUUAAGCAUGUCGCAUGGAAACCAUAAUGGCAAUAAUGUUGUUAUGGAGCCUGUUUUAUUGUUCAGGAACCAACUGAAACAUGUGUUUUUGACUGGAUGCCUGUUACUCUAUAGGCCGACCAAUAUUAAAUACAUAUCUAAUAUACAUAACAAAAACAGUGAAAACUAUUUUGGCAAUAUCUGAAAAGGAGUGUCAAAUUGUUUUAUGUUAUAUUUAGGUCUCAGAUGUUGCCCUCUGUGGGUGUGACUGCGCCUCAUUCUAUUGGCUGUGCAACAUCUAAGUAAUAACGAUGAAACAAAUUCAUAGUCAAAGUAUAUUGCACAUGCUUUCAUGUCAUCUUGUCAUGUCCUCUUGAAGGAGAAAGUCAGUUUGGCAGUGAAUGAAUUAAGGAUUACUAUUUAAUGUGUUUGCAAUCUGCUCCCAUGCCUGAGGACAGAGAAAACAAGAUUAUUUCCAAGAUUGCAUGCACUGUAUCUUCAAUGUGGGGCAUAAAGACUGAUCUCUUGUUAUCACAGUGGAUCUAAGGGGCAGGUUUCUUGACUAGAAUAAUGUCUAGUCCUAGACUAGGAUCCUUUUCCUUACACGUCUCUAUUAGAUGUUGCUUUAAUUAAGGCUUAAUUUCAAUCUAGUAAAAUGAAAUGCUCUCCACAGGACAGAAGUCAAAGCUGGAAUAACUACUCUAAAUGCAUCAGUGACACACCUCUUGCAGCAUCUACUAUUAAAGAUGUCAUCUGGUGUCUUUCUGAUCCACCCUGUUACUUGUCUGGAAACAAAAGCAAGUUGAAAAGAACUGUCACACAUAAACCAUGUGAGACAAUCAUAGGUGUGUAUGUGUGCCUUUGAAUCUGACUGUGACAGCUGUCUAGCACCUCUAUUUGCAAGAUCACUUCCUUAUUUAGCUGUUUCUUGGCUCUCAAUUAAUUUUGAUUAGUUGCCCUGAAGGAUAAAGGAACAAAGUUUACAAUAUGUUCUUUACACAUUUCCCCCCAGUGAAUGAAACGUAGAUAUCCAAACGUUCUUGUGGAUUUUGCAUGUGUGCAAAUGACCUGCCCUUAUUGACAAACUGCGAUGAAAGAUGGCGGAGGCUAGGGAUUUAACUGAGCCUGGCAAGUAUUUAACGCCACCACCUUAUGUGACUCAGAGGAACACAAUAGGCUGCAGAAAGGCAGCAGAACCACUUCAGAGAGCAAUCACCUGCCUCUCCUAUAGAAAUCUACAUUAUGUUGUUGUUGUCGGCCUGUUUGUCAAUUUGGCAGGGACAUAUCUUCUUUUAACUGGACACAUCCCAUCUCACACAUCAAGGAACGUUUUGACCUUUGCAAAUGAGCCAAAGUGGUCAAGAGAUCUUAGCUCUGUUUAAUAGGCUUUUUGUUAGUGUUGUAAACAAGCCUUUUCUUACAGUGGCAAUGACCUGACACUGUUUGAGGGACAACAGACACACCCUGGCAGCUGUAAAUAUCUCAGUCUUGUAUGUCUCUGUUGAUAACAGGUUUUCCUCAGAUGUCUUCAUAUAUUGUUUUAGUUUUUUCCUGCAUUCAUCAGCCUCUGUAUCCCGGCAGCAUCUUCAUUCAAGUAGUAAACUCAUUAUAAAAUGUAGAUGAUGGGAGUUACAGAAUAUAAUAAAGCUGCAAUGAAUCCUAACAGUUAAUUCCAACAUGUUUGAGUACAUUCAGUAUCUCAGCCAUUGGUCUGUAUUUGCAAUAAAAAGCCAAACGUGCUCAGGCUUGUCGGUGAUAAAGGAGCUCUGCUUCCUCCAAUUGUGCAAGAAAUCGCACACCCCUUGCAAGAUUUUUAGAUCAGUUGAGAUUCAGGAGUGAAAAGUCAUUGUGAUAUAGAAGCAUCUUUUUACUUCAGUAUUUCCAACAUUUUCUGCAGAAAUUACCAAACAAACAGGCAGGCAAUGAUAGGUACAUUCAUAGUUUUCUGGAUAAGAGCUUCUGUUAUUGAUCAGAGUUGAUUAUUUGCUAUAGUCGAGACAACACUGUAUGGAUACAUUAUAUCCCCGUCAUCAUCGUUUACCCUAGACCGGUGAGAGCAAUGGUCCGUGCACAUCAAGACUCUCAUACAGUGACACCUUACUGGCACAAUUUCAGAGCUCCAUAUCCAUAUCUGAGACUUCUACUCAGACCAUCAUGAAUGCUCGUUCCGGAGAGGUAGGGACAUACCCAGAAGAGUGUGAUAAUCACUGAGGGAGUAACUUAACUUGUCAGAUCGUGUCUGAUGACAACCAGAGGGUAUUGUUUUUGGAUAAAUACUGUAAGACUGUACUUUGACAACUUUGUGGAGGACUUAAGCAAUUCAUUUAAUAGGUUAUUAAUCCCACGUUGCAGAUUUUCAUUUUCAUUCGGGGGUAAGUUAACUUGGGCUGUUUGGACAUUUUUCACAAGUUUUAAGUAAGCAGGAUAUAUGACUCGGUGAUGCAGUGAGAAAGCCUUUAUGUUUAAUAAGCUCUGGCUAGAGAUAAGUGACCCAAGACACACUGAGGUAAAGUACAGACCCUUUAGACAUCAUUAUUCUGGAUGAAAGUGAGUGAUGAAGCAGCAUGUUUGUGUUGAUACAGUGAGAUGUACGGCUGGUACAGAGAUAGUGUGUGAUUAUCCUGUGAUUAUUAGCUUGAGAGACUGUUAGAGGGACUAAUUGAAGCCUGUAGCGGUAGAGAUGGACCACAGUAACAACCCGACUGUCCCCCAUCCACACAGCUGUGAAAUCACCUCCUCUGCUCGCUAUGAAGAGAAGUCACAUUUCCUGGCUUUUGUCAUCAUGCUGUCAGUCACCUUGCUGUUUAUUUGUCCUAGUUCCUGAUCACAUAUGAUUCACAUCCAUAUGAGAGAUGCAGCAACAACAGCAGCCACCCCUGCUGCUCCCUUUGACCAUCCUGUGAGCCUUGUAAUUGAGUUCCCUUGUGUGCCGCGAUGUCCCCUGUUUACCAACAGAAGGGCCAACCAGGAAAAUCAAAGUGCUCUUUGCUUUCCCUUGUGCAGGAAGCCGGAGCGAAGCAGAAUGCCAAGCAGCAAAGAGCGGCACAGCUGCUUGGCCAUGUGCAGAGAAAACAGAGCUAAAUGGCACAGUUUAUAGGGGUCGGUACCUCAUGGUUGGUUUGUGACAUCAGUUCUAAUUGCGUCUUUAUUGAAUAAAUCCUUGAGCUAGUUGCUCUGGGCAAUGUUUAGGGAAAGAAGUUAAUGCAACUGAGAGCAAAGAGUGUGUAUUUCUUCUGAGGUGUUGAUCAAUUUUGUAAGGGAGGAUUUCUAGGUCAAGGGCGCAGACAUGAAGAAGGGCUCUAACUGGUUUUACUUCUCAUUAGCAAACCAGAUUCACUUCCUUUCUGUGAUAUAAUGUUUUUAUUAUUAUUAUACAUUUAAAUCCAGCGGUGCCAGUCACACCAUGCAGCUUGAGUGUACCGCUACAAAGAAAAGGCUACUUUUAUCGACAGGGAACAGAAAAAAAUGAUACUUCCUUUUUACGUGGAACUAGAAAGCAAAUCUAACUUGCUAAAUUUAUUUGUACUAAGUGUAAAAACUUAGGGAACAUCUCCCACUGUCGGAGGCUGUCCUGCCCACCCUCAGCAGGCAGUUGGCAGGGUCGUUAGCUUGAUUAAGCUCACCUGGGCUUUCUAGGCUGUAAAAGCCGUCUCUCUCUUUCCCUUUCUAUAGCUACACCUUCAACACUGCCACAGCACAUAUGCCACCCAUCAAUGCAAUGCUUUUAUUUGCUGACAAUGCUGAUCUCCAGACUCCGUUGUGCGAGUUAACCUUAGCUUAAUAAAUUAUGUUUGACUUUAGGUUACAACCCCAUAUUCCCAGAGCCAUUUUGUGACAAUAAACACCUGUAAAAUUAUUCAAAACCGCGUAGUUCUCUCUGGAGUAGGUGUCUCCAGGACCACACUUUGUCACAAUGACACAUACACACAGAAUCACAAUGUGAAAACAAUUACUGCCACACGCAGAGACGGCUAAGGAAGGCUGUCGUCAUAUCAUACAGUUUGUGAACUCGUAAAUUCCAAAUUGUGUGUCACUUAAUUGUUCUUGUACAUUGUGAUUUCCAGUAGGCAGAAUUAGAAUUAAUGACAUAUCAACAGCGCUGGAUGAUUAAGAGUCCUUAAAAAUACUAGUUGUUGCAUGGUGAGUAAUGUUAGGGAGGAUUCAGUCAUUCAGCUACUGAAUCUUUUAUUGUAAAGUAAAACAAAGCUGAAGGAGUGUUGCAAAUAUGUCCUUGCCUCUCCUAGUCAAGUCUCCCGUACCUGAUUGUCCAGAUGUUGCAGGCAGAAAACAAUAUGUUGUUCAGUUAGGUUUCCUGUUUUCACAGAGAAAGUACAUGCAGAGAUUUUAUUCAGUAUGUCUGUUUUAUGUCAUUUUGUUAUUUUUUCAAUAGCUGGCUAAUCAGAUUUUGAAUUUCCAGCGUUUGUUACGUGGUAAAGGCAAUUGGACUGGUUUUUCUCCAACUAGAAAUACAGUAUUCUGUAAAUUAUGACAUUCACUGCUUCAACUUGUCACAUUUCAGUGGCUCAGUCAGUGACAAUUAUUCCAACUGAGAGAGCUGAAUUUCAGUGUUUCUCCUGCAACAUAUUUUUGCUGUGUCAAAUUUAGAAAGCGUAAACAAAGUUUCAGUGCUUAGUUGUUGCUGUGGGAAGUUUUUUUUUUUUUUUCAUAGGGGCCUUCUUCAUAUCUUCUCACAACUAUAGUAAAAGCAAAAGAGGAAGGAGUUUGAUGAGGAGGCUGCGAAUGAAGGAAAUAAGCUACGGUUAGAGUGACAUGUCAUUUCCUGGUUGCUCGUUUGACGUUUGGAAGACCAGAAAAGAGCGAGUCUGACGGAGCGGUGUGCAGCUUCUGAGCUGCUGGCUGGAGACGUCACUGAAGGCUCAUCUGAGACUGGGUUCCACAAGAACCUGGCACCCUGCUCAGCCGCAUGCAAUGAGAGAUGGACUGGCUCAUAACUCAGUGCCAGUUGAAAGACGUGGGCUAUCUGCAGCAGUGGUUGGAGGCGUUCGUGGCGUCCUUUGAGAGGCUCAUUGAUGUGCAUUCACUGGAGCCUCGGAGGCCGGAGGAGUGCAGCUCCGAGGUGCCCUUGCUCCCCAGGGAGGUCCUGGUGUUCCUCGGCACUCAGCUAUGGCAGAGUGCCGAGCACCUCUCCGACACUGCUGAACCCAACAGAACCACCCCUCACCCCCUGCUCCUCAUCAAGUUCUUCAUCAUUAUCUGCAGGAAUAUGGAGAACAUCGACCCAGAGAAGACCCCUGAUUUUGUUUUCGAAGCCAUCAAGCUUUUGAAUUUCUGUUUGGACCAGCUUAAGAAGGGACAAGGGGAGCAGUCUUCUCUGCAGACGGUUGUGCAGUAUGGACUCGUGCUGUGUGAAAGCCUGUUUGACCCUUAUCAGACGUGGAGGAGACGCCUGGCAGGGGAGGCGGUGAGCUCGCUGGAGAGGAACAAGUAUAAGUUCUCCCCGCUGGCCUUGCCAGAGGAGUUGCCUGCUCUUUUUCAUGAAAGUCUCCAGGAAAGCGAGCAGAUCCCAGAGCUCCUCACUCUCAGAUUCGUUCUUCUCCAGGGUGCUGUCAUCAGUGGAGGAAAGAAGAAUGGCCUUCUUUCCAUCACCACUCACUCUGUUGAUGACCUGUUGUCCGUUCUGCGAGCUUGGUGCAACCAGACCUCCCCUGAACCCAAGAGCACAAAGCUCUCACGGCUGACCCUGCAGUGCUUGACCGCGAUGAUCCACCUCCUGCACUCCAGCAGCCCUGCGGAGCGGCAGGUUGAGAUCAAGACGAUCCUGGAGAGCUACUUCCAGCUCCUCAACUGGAACCGUCCACUGAUCAGUGAGCAGCUAGAGAGGCAGAGCUGGGAGGACAGCCUGAUCUCCCUCCAGAGACAAAUGCUAACUGCUGUUCCUGAGAUCCUGCAGUGCUCUGACAGGCCAGUCCUGCAGGCCGUGUUCCUCAACAACAACUGCUUUGAACACAUACUCAGGCUUGUUCAGAACAGCAAGCUCUUUCAGAGCAACAUGCAUAGCCCGGAGCGUGAGGUUGUUUCUGACCCCACUACAUGUUUACUCUCAGAGGUCGAAGUGGACCAGGUUCUGGUGAAAGGAUCAGACAGUAUUACAGUUCAUGCGCUAGGAGUCCUCACAGCUAUAAUGAGUAACUCACCCUCUGCUAAGGAGGUUUUCAAGGAGAGGAUUGGCUACUCCCAGCUGUUUGAUGUGCUUAAGAGUCAAGGUCAACCCACCAAAAGGCUUCUGCAGGAGCUGAUGAACAUGGCAGUGGAGGGCGAGCAUGCCCACGCCCAUCACCUUGGCAUUAGUAACGAGCAGCCUUUGCUGCUGCUCCUGCAGUGGCUGCCUGACCUGUCGGGUCAGAGGGACCUUCAGCUGCUGGUGGCCCAAUGGCUGGCUAUGGUCUGUGGUGGCUCCUUAUCCUGCCGCACCGUGGCUGUGGAGGCGGACAUGGUGGGGGCUCUGCUGCAGGUGCUCUCACAGCCCCAGAAUCUUGACCGGCAGUGUGCAGACACCCUGCUGGGCCUCCUGCAGGACCUGGGCUCCAUGUGUCUGAGACCAGAGGAGCUGAAGAGCCUGCUCAGACUGCUCAGGGUGGAUCAGGACAAUGGUGCAGUGGUGGGGAAGGUGCACCCUUACUGCGCUCGCGUCAUUCAAGUGCUCUCAGCCAUAGCGGCCAGAGAAGGCCAGGGCAGUGCCCUGCAGUACUUUGAUCUUACACCCCCCAUGGCUGGUAUUAUGGUGCCCACGGUCCAACGCUGGCCAGGCAGCGGUUUUGCCUUUCACGCCUGGCUCUGCCUCAACAUGGAGUUCACCAACAACCGUAAACCAUCUGCCACCUCUAGUACAGGGGCUCAGCAUGAGAUGGGCAAGGGACCACGCAGGAAGCAGCUCUACAGUUUCUUCACAGCAAGUGGAACUGGGUUGGAGGCUUUCUUCACCAUGGAGGGAGUGCUGGUGGUGGCUGUUUGCACAAAGAAAGACUACAUGGCUGUCGCGCUGCCAGAGCACCCACUAACUGACUCAUGCUGGCACUCGGUGGCUAUAGUCCACAUCCCAGGCCGUCGUCCGUUUGGUCAGAACCUGGUCACCAUCUACAUCGACGGAGAGCAGCUUAAAAGUGCUCAGCUUCGCUUUCCAUCUUUCAGUGAGCCUUUUACCUCCUGCUGCAUUGGAUCUGCAGGCCAUCGGACCACUACCACCACCACCUCCCCCAACCUGCCCACGUCCUCGUACUCCAACCCAUCGCCUGAGUUUGCCUUCCCCUCCUAUGGCCCUUCCCUCAUGCGUUCCCAGUCCUUCCCAGCCACCUUUGCCGGAGGCCGCGGCGGGGCUUUGAGAGACUCCCCAGUGCACACCAUCCCAGCAGGACUGCAAGACACAGAGUGGGGAACACCCACGUCUCUGGAUGGGCUCCUGGGCACCGCCUUCAUCUGUCACGAGGCUCUGCAGCAGACACAGACAAGAGCUCUGCAUGCUGCAGGCCCCAAUCACGUGUCCCUAUUCAAAGCAGAGGGAGAGUUGUCUGAUCUCAACAGCAAGCUUCUGCUCUACUACACUCCACAGGCCUUCAAGGGCCAAAUAUGUCUGGACCUGUCGCCCAAUCACCAAUAUGAUGGCAGGUUUACAGGACACAGGGUAGUGAACUGGUACAUCAAGGAUGUUGUAAACGUGGUGGGAGGUAUAGGGGUUUUGCUGCCCCUGCUUGAGCAGGUAUGUGAGGCUGAGCAGCUUUGCAACGGCAGUCAGGAGAUCGCAGACCUGCUGGGACAAGAGCUCACCUCCCCCAGAAGCCCUGCUGCUAUGCUGCUGCCACUGAACAAGUCUGCAGAGGUAAGACUAGAGAGAAACAGCAUCGCAGCCUUCCUGCUGAUGGUGAAGAACCUGAUUCGUCAUCACUCUGUCAAUCAAGAGAGCCUGCUGCACUGCCAUGGGCCGAGCACAAUAGGAGCCAUGCUCAGCAAAGUUCCUGACAGUAUGAUGGACAUGAACGUUUUAACGGCCUGUCAGCUGCUGCUGGAGCAGGUUUUCAACGAGGGCAACAGCACACUUGUACAGCAACUCUACCACCACCUUCUAUUUGAUUUCCGCAUCUGGACUAAAAGCCAUUCUACUGUUUGUCUGGCCCACGUGCAGUACCUGGCUUCUGUGAUAAACGAAGGCAAGCAGCGCAUGAAGAGGAAGUACGGGGUCCAGUAUGUUCUGGAUACCAUUCGCACAUUCUACAGUGUGGAGAGAGAUGGCAGCAGUCUGUCUGAAGAAAAGCAGAUGAUUCAAAACUCUCUGUUCGCCUUGCUGAAAGACUUUCUCAAGUCUCCUACACCAGAAGACCUUCACAGUGUCCUCGCCUACAUUCUGACUGUCGGAGAAGAGAAGCAGGCUGUGAUGGCCUCGGAUGUGCUCUAUGAACUCUUGAAGGGCAGCCCUCCUCGUGAGCAGGUGCAGGCCAUGCUGCUGGACUGGGGCGUGGAGCAGCUGUACUGCUUGCUGCUCACUCCAAGUUUCGGAGACGAGGCCAGAGAGCGGGUCUUCAGGGUUUUAUACAAAAUCCUCAAAAGCGAGCGUGUUUCUGAGCGCAACAAGCAGCGCAUCAAACUGAAGGAUUUCGGAUAUCUUGGCCUGGUUUGUCUCCUUGAUGAAAUUCCGGUAACCAUGACCACCGUGCGAUGUCUGUACGAGCAGGUCCUUGCUACAGAUGCGACCCCCAACUUCCGAGAUCUCCUGGCUGUGGUCUGUCUAUCCCAUCGAGCUGAGCUCACUGUCCGCUUGGACGUCUGCCGCAAGCUCUUUCAUCUGAUCUACUCCAACGAAGAUUAUGUGAAGCAGCUUGCAAGGCAGCCCGGCUGGCAGGAUGUUUUGACCAAGCUCUAUGUCAAAGAGUUUUACGAGUCCCAUGCUGCCAGCAUCGCAGGCUCCAGCACCCACAGCUCCUUCGAGCCAAACAACCGGCCACCGCUGUGCAGGAAUCAGGCUCUGGUAAUAGAAGACGCGCACUCAGACAUCUUCCUGAGCUACCGCACCUCGCAGGACAUCGAGGAUGAGGUGGAUGUAGGUGGCCGGCGGGACAUCUCUGAUGGAUUCUCUGAUUUAUCCCAGUCGCCUCCAAGUGGAGGCGGAGGUGGAGGUACGCCUAAAACCUUCACCGGCUCCCUCCAUUUGAAGUAUUUUGAUUCGGUGGACCAAGGAAGUCACUCGUCCUCCACCUCCAACGUGGUUGAUGUCCCCACAUCUGGCCCGGACGAGGAGGGGAGAGACUACCAGCCCCAAUCCCCCUUUAGCAACCCGUUUGAUAUGGAGCUAGGGGGCAUGGGAGACACUGGCACACACACACCUGCAGGAAGUCUGACAAACACACCAUCUCCUCUUGAGCACUGCAAACCCUUUCCACCUGCCAGACCCAGGAAGAGCUCCAGUCUGUCCAACGUGCUGGAUGAUACCAGCUAUGGGACAGACCCUCCAACUGGAGACACAAUCUCCAAUACGUCCAACCCACAGCAGACCCCUGAGGAAGAGCUGUGCAACCUGCUAACCAACAUUGUCUUCUCCGUGCUGUGGAGCGGCAGCGGGGCGGAGACGACGGAGGACGUGGUGUGGCGAGAGAGAGGACAGGUCUUUUCUGUUCUCACCAAACUGGGCUCCUCCUGCCAACUGGUCCGCCCUCCCGAUGAUAUCAAACGCAGUCUGUUGGAGAUGAUGCUGGAGUCGUCUCUGUCCGACCUGAGGGACGCCCAGGGAGUGUCUCUGCCUUUCUGUCCCAGUUUGGUUCGGCUCCUCAGGCUGCUGCAGGACUUCCUGUUUGCUGAGGGUACAGACAACCACACGCUGUGGAGUGAAAAGAUAUUUGAGGGGGUGGUAAACCUGCUGGACAAGUUGAAGGCCUGGCAUAGCACCCCUGGUAGCCCUGGGAACACAGAACUGAAGGAAAUGGCCCAGAUUGGCCUGCGUAUCAUCACUGGAUAUAUCAAACAGCAGCACUCACAGGUGUGCGUGAUGGCCUACGUGAAGCUCCACAGCCUCCUCCAGACGGUGCUGUGUCUGAGCUGGGAGGAGGUGUGCUUCCUGCUGGGGCAGCUGGGCGCCCCCCUGUGGCCUGGAGGUGUAGUGGACAGCACCAGCUGUGGACAGGCAGAGACUUUCUCCCAGAUUGUGCCCGUCGUGCGCACACUGCUCGACCAGCAUGCCGACCCCGUCACUCUCCAAAACCUACUCCCCAACCUGCCCGUCACUAACGGCAGCACCACCUUCGCCCAGGACCUGAAGGCCUACUGUCACACACUGGAGUGGCAAGGGUUUUACCAGCAGCAGGUUCAGCCCACCAUGGAGCAGUACGAGCUGGACACGUUUGGGAGGAGCCAUGACAUCAUGUCCAAUUUCUGGAAUUCGUGCUUCGAUGACCUGAUGAAUACAGCCUUUAAAAGGGACAAGGAAAGAUCAGACAGCAAGUCCAAGUUUCAGGAAGUGAUCGUGGACCCCUACCUGAAGCGAGUCAGAAUUGAGAACAACAGGUACCAUAGUUGUCAGAAGCAGAGCUCCAGUCACCAGGGGGUGGUGUGGCAGCACUGGCGAGCUCUCCGCAGGCUUUUGACUAGUGAGAGAGGAGCUUGGGCCAACAAAGUUCAACCAGAGGUGAAGCUGAAAUUGUCCAAUGCAGAGACUUAUUCAAAGAUGCGUCUCAAACUUGUGCCCAACUAUAACUAUGAUCCUCACAGUGAGGCCAGUGCCCUGAGGGACAACAUGGGAGCUGACAGCCCUCGCUCUGAACCCCUCCUAUUGGCUGUUGCAAAGGAAGCAAAAGUAAGCGACAUGGAGGAUGAUCAGUUAGGAGAAGAAGACCUCGUCUUUUUGGAUAACAAGGUGGAGGGAGAAGACGAGAGCCAGAAAGAAAAACUGGUUCUGUCAGAAGACUGUGAGCUCAUCACUAUCGUGGCGGUUGUUCCGGGUCGUCUGGAGGUUACCACCCACCAUCUGUACUUCUAUGAUGGCAGCAGUGAGAAAGAAGAGACAGAGGAAGGAAUCGGGUUUGAUUUCAAGAGACCUCUGUCUCAGCUCAGAGAAGUGCAUUUGAGGCGCUACAACCUGCGACGAUCUGCCCUGGAGCUGUUCUUCAUCGACCAGUCUCACUACUUCAUUAACUUCAAGAAGAAGGUACGAAACAAAGUGUACUCCAGGAUCCUGGGACUGCGGCCCCCCAACCUGUUUUACUUCGGCUCUCGCUCCCCCCAAGAGCUACUAAAGGCAUCUGGACUUACACAGAAAUGGGUAUUCAGAGAAAUCUCCAAUUUUGAGUACUUGAUGCAACUGAACACCAUUUCUGGACGCACUUACAACGACCUGUCUCAGUAUCCUGUGUUCCCCUGGAUCCUGUGUGACUAUACCUCGCCCAUUCUGGAUCUGGAGGACCCGUCAGUUUUCAGAGACUUGUCCAAACCCAUAGGUGUGGUCAACCCCCGCCAUGCACAGAAUGUCAGAGAAAAAUAUGAGAGCUUUGAGGACUCAACAGGCACCAUUGACAAGUUCCACUAUGGCACACACUACUCUAAUGCAGCAGGAGUCAUGCACUACAUGAUCCGCAUGGAGCCGUUCACAACUCUGCAUAUCCAGCUGCAGAGCGGCAGGUUUGACUGCGCAGACAGACAGUUCCACUCAGUGGCAGCAGCCUGGCAGGCUCGCAUGGAGAGUCCGGCUGACGUCAAAGAGCUCAUCCCGGAGUUCUUCUACUACCCAGAAUUCCUGCAGAACAUAAACGGCUUUGACCUGGGACAUUUGCAGAUAUCUCAGGACCCAGUGGCGGAUGUUCUGCUGCCUUGCUGGGCGUCAUCAAGAGAAGACUUCAUCAAGCAACACAGGAAGGCCCUGGAGUGCGAGCAUGUGUCCAGUCACCUCCAUGAGUGGAUUGACCUGAUCUUCGGUUUCAAGCAGAGAGGCGAUGAGGCAGUGAACGCCCUCAAUGUCUUCUACUACUGCACUUAUGAGGGUGCAGUAGAUUUGGAUGCGAUUGCCAAUGAGACCGAGCGCAAGGCCCUGGAAGGCAUCAUCAGCAACUUUGGACAGACUCCGUGUCAGCUCCUUAAGGAGCCUCAUCCUCCUCGGAUGUCGGCUCAGAACGCAUCUAGGCGGCUGGCCCGCCUGGACACUAUGCCUCCGAAUAUCUUCGAGCAGCUCGACAAACUCCGGCCAUUUGUGGAGGUGGUAAGCAAUGGCCUUCCUCUGGUCCAGGCAGUGGUACCAAAGAGCCAGAAUCGCUCCUUCAUCAUCCAGGGCUCAGAUAUGCUGGUGACUGUGAGUUCAAACGGGUUGAUAGGGACACACAGCUGGCUGCCCUACGACAAAAACAUCGCCAACUACUUCACCUUCACUAAGGACCCCACCAUGACUAAUCCCAAAACGCAGCGGUUCUUGAGCGGCCCGUUCUCUCCCGGGGUGGAGAUCAGCGCUCAGGUGCUGGUGGUGUCCAACGACGGCCGCCUGCUGUUCAGUGGAGGACACUGGGACUGCAGUCUCCGUGUCACCCAGCUGGGGAAGGGCAAGCUGGUGGGCAGGAUCUGCCGGCACAUUGACGUCGUUACUUGCUUGGCUCUGGAUCUCUGUGGCAUCUACCUCAUCUCUGGUUCAAGGGACACAUCCUGUAUAGUGUGGCAGGUUCUACAGGAGGGCGGCUUCUCCAGCGGUCUGUCUCCUCGGCCAGUGCAGAUCCUCUGUGGACAUGACCAGGAGGUCACCUGUGUGGCCAUCAGCACUGAACUGGACAUGGCUGUCUCAGGGUCAAAGGAUGGGACUGUGAUAGUGCACACUGUUCGACGAGGCCAGUUCCUGCGAACGCUGCGGCCUCCUGGUGAUAGCUGUGUACCUGCCAUAAUCUCCGAGCUCCAGGUGGGCAUGGAGGGCCACAUUGUGGUACAAACCUCGCUGGAGGAACGCUCUCAUAGAAAGGGCAAGUACUCCAUUCAUGUUUACUCAGUAAACUGCUGUCUGCUGUCCUCCCUCACCAUGGAGGAGGAGGUGACCGCUCUCCACCUGGUGUCUGAACACAUCAUCAUUGGGACCAUGGGGGGCAGUCUCCACAUACGAGAGUUAUGCAGUCUGGACGCUCCGGUAGCGCCCCUGGCCUUGAAAGUUCCUGUGAGGAGUGUGUCCGUCACCAAAGAGUGCAGCCACAUCCUAGUGGGACUAGAGGACGGGAAGUUGAUUGUGGUGGGGGCAGGGAAGCCAGAGGAGGUUCGCUCGGGACAACUCACCCGUCGCAUUUGGGGCUCAACACGCCGCAUCUCUCUGGUGUCGGCGGGUGAAACGGAGUAUAAUCCCACUGGGAAUGCUGGUCAGUGAGAUGAGCAAUGGUGGAGGACUUUGCAGGCUGCAGAUACCUGCACAACCAAGACGCUCGGCAGACUCAACAAGGCCUUCGUUCCCUUCACAAGCUGGGAAACUAUCCUCCUCAGCCACUGAUUUCUCUGAGAGAACACCUAUACACUGUGCACUUUUUUUUUUAUUCUUAAACGGUUUUAUAUUUGAUUGUGUAUUUCAUUUACUGUUGUGUACUGUUUUUAAUCAGCAUCAUUCCAAAGAGUGGCCUUGUUUUUGUGGACGGAGAAGAGCUCAGUGUUCGAGGCUGUGAACAGUGAGUCACAUUUCAGGGAUGUGACUCAUGCUGAUGCACAUGCAGCAUCAGACACUGAGAGAAGCAACGCUGUGAACUCUCCAGGCUCCGUGUUCUUUGGAUUCUUUCUUGUCAGAGGAACAGCUGUGAUCUCUGUCCUGUUUGUUGUCCCAAACCCAUUGUCUUGGCAAUGGCACCUUUUUUACAAAACUCCUGGAAACUUGAAACUGAUGUAGGUGUUGCUUGAGAUUUCCACAUUGCAAUACUGUUAUAUACCACAUGGGGGUUGACUUUGUAAAAGAAAGAUACAGGGGGGUAACUGGUCACUGAAUUGAACCAAUGCUGUGUUGUGAUCUUCAGCGGUCGUGGUAAAGAUUUGCUGAUCCUAGCAGCAGAAGUGCACCGCAAUACCACAGUGUGUAAUCCUGCAUUCCUUCAGGCUCUGCGCAAUGCAAAACUGUUACAAUUAAAGCAAUAACGGCUUUAAUGGUCAAGUAUGUGAAACAUAUUCACUUUUUUUUAUCAUAACUGUGGAGUUUGAAUGCAAUGAAACUCAUGAGGAGUGCCUUCUGUUUUCUUAAACACAACGGAGUGAAGACCUUUACAUAAUGCGUUUGUAAGAGUUUUGUUAUUAUUCUGUUCAUCACACGACUAUAUCCCUGUUUAAUUCAUCUGAAAGUGCCUUUUUUUUAGCUUGUGUCUUGAGCCAUUUUUAAACACUGAAUUCCGAUCAUCUAUUUCUAUGUGAGAUCACUGUAUCAGACUGUACCCCUGCUGAUUUGAUUUAAACACACCGUACUACUCUAUAUGACUCGGAUGUGGAUAAGAUGUUGUUAAUGAACACACAAACUGUUGGUUGGAAGCACAUACUUGCCUGUACUGGUAUUGUACUGUUUUAUGAAGCGCUGGAACAUCUGAAGACAAUGAUGACUCUUGAACCAUGUGAGCGUAAGUCUGUGAGUGAGUUGCAGAGGAAUUCACUUCCUGCCAGCUUCUUUUGCUGCGGUUGGAACAAAUUGGUUGUUAUGCAGUGUCAUGACGGGACAGAGACAAAGGGAACUAUUUGGGAGAAUACAUUUCCCAUAACAUGGCGCGCACAUACAAAUGACCUAGUCUUUGUAAGUGAUUCUCAAAAUACCUUAAGUGUAAGCAAGAGGAGACUAUUUGAAAUGUUUACUUAUCAAUUCAUCUGCUUUUCACUCUGGAAAUACACGAAGUCAGGACAUUGAGGCUGUCUAAAAUCACAUUUUAUUCCAAUCGUACAACUAUAAGAUGAGAUGCUGUCUGUGAAUCUAAAGGUUUGUUUGAAUAAGCAGCUCAAACACGCAUUUGAUAAUUUGCUAUUGUGCAUAAUGAUAUCGAUUCAUAAUGCUGCUCCAGUUUACACUAGUUGUUAAUGUAAUAUAUCACUUAAUUAUGCAGUAACAGUCUUUAUUUUAAUAAAUUAAGCAUUGGGUCUAAAAUACAAUCACAGUCUAUCAAAACAAUAAGUUGAAGUUAUGAUGUUUUUAGUAAUAUUUUUUGUUCAAAUGUCCUGAUUUAGAUUCAAAGUGAUCCUACAAAAAGGCUGCUGAAGGUCAGCACUGCCUUGAAUUUGGAUUAUAAUUUAGCUUUUGUGUUCUCUAAAGAUAUUGAAAAUACACUUUGCUUUUUAAAAAUCAAGCAGUCUGUGCCUUUAACACGACAGUGGGAAUCGUGAUUGUUUGUGCUAAUGCUCCUUCUUGAAAUGAUCCUAAUAUGGCCAAUAAUUGUCCCUGCUCACUUAAAUUCAGGAAUCCUCUUUUCUAUGAACCACUGCCCAUAUCCUGAGUAUGGUCGCCCAUUACUGAAAAAUGAGCCAUGAUUCUUGUUUGUGAACCACAACGGGAAGGAAACUGAUCCGCUGCUGCAACGUAGAUCAUCCAGCUCCUCUGCUGUAAUCCCAGUCUCGCAUGCGUCUGUGACGUUAACUCUAUUACAGUUGAAAAGGUCACGGUGAGCAACAGCACAUUUACUUGAAGAGGAGACUUUGAUCUCCUGGUGGGCCGAACAUCCUGUCGGCCUCCCCAUAAACACCUCCGGGGAUACAAUUCAGAGGGGUGGGGAGGGGUGAGGCGGGUGAUAAAACCAACCUGAAGACCCCCAGUCAAAUACAAAUCACAGAAUAGUGAAUAAGGGAAGUGGAGUGGGAGGGUGAAGAGGGAUGCAGUCACUCUGAUGUGGCUCCAUUGACAAUGGUGGGAGGGGUUGACACCUUGCUCUUGCUUAUUGGCAGUAUCUCUCUCUGACCUCUGCAGACUGAGGGGAUGGAUGUCGUGAAAUGCUGCAAUUUUGGUGAUGCUCAAGUUGUUCCUGCCAAGAACCGCAGCAACCCUCAAACAGGCCUCCGUCAACGACCUCAACCCUCCCCCCUCUCGUCCUCUCCCCCUCUGGUUGAUUCCUCCUCUGCCUGUGAACAGCACAAUCAUGUUGUUGUUUUUUGUAGCUGCCUUAUCGUUGCCAUGCAUGUAUGACCACAGAGGAACUCGGGCCUCAGAUAAAGAGUCUGCGGCCCCACAGCGAGAUGACGUAGCCAAGCAACGAAUAAAGAAGGGAGGGGAACUG
Anarrhichthys ocellatus (wolf-eel) is the source of this 16525-nucleotide messenger RNA. It is a transcript of the gene nbeal2, whose product is annotated as neurobeachin-like 2. Gene Ontology annotation, molecular function: protein kinase binding. Gene Ontology annotation, biological process: intracellular protein localization. Gene Ontology annotation, cellular component: membrane; cytosol. The coding region runs from base 5284 to 13671 and encodes 2795 amino acids. The transcript has 55 exons. The record is from RefSeq and is a predicted model, not a curated record. Lineage: Eukaryota; Metazoa; Chordata; Actinopteri; Perciformes; Anarhichadidae.